Molecule: messenger RNA, 3467 nt
Organism: Acromyrmex echinatior (Panamanian leafcutter ant)
Lineage: Eukaryota; Metazoa; Arthropoda; Insecta; Hymenoptera; Formicidae
Source: RefSeq, a predicted model, not a curated record
AUUGGGACAUUAACCUACAUUAACCUAAGGAAUAUAGGAAGGACCUAACCUAAGGACCCUAACCUAAAGACCCUAAGAAGACAAAGCAGGGGAUUAAUAAGAAGAAAAAGUACCUAAGGAAUAAAAUUUGCAAAAGUGAGGCAUCCCUCGAAGAUGUCACAUCUUUGGAUUCAUCGCAUAGUAUUGUGACCCUUUUUCUUGGGUCGGAGACCAAAUAGGAAAUUCAGAAGAAGGAGAACGAUUGGGACAUCGAAUCAUUUCAGCAGAUUUCGAAUUCGAACCAGUUCGAACUUCGAUUCCACUUAUACCCUACAUAUAUGAAUUAAAAGUUUUCUGCAGUUUUCUGUACUUGAGAAGCUGAUUUCCGAUUUACGGAUUAAAAAAGAAUUGUUAAUAGGAAAUUUCGUGUAUGGAAAAAUACGGAUGGAAAAGAGAAUUGAUACAAGAAAUUCAUUGUGCUAUGUUGAUAAAAGCUAUACUCAAAAUCAUUGUACCUAUAAUGUUAUACUUUGUAUAACAUGUAUAAAAUUUUGUUGUCAAAGGUGUUGUUUUAAUUCAGACUUCAUUGUGAAUAAUAGAGACCUAUUGUGAAUAAAAAAAAGUUAUACAUAUUUUUUAAUUUUAACAUAUACUACUAUGAGAAAAGGAAAUGAAUAUGCAUUAUAUAUUUACAUCUGGAAUAAAGAGAAGCAAUCAAAUUGAUGAUAAGAUUGUACUUGAGAAAUCUAUGUGAUGAGAAAUUUAUCAUCAUAAACAAACAAUACUUGUUUUCAUGUUACUCUUCCUACAUUGUAAUCAUUCCUUAAUUUUAACGAGCUGAAAACGAAAAAACGGAAGUGCCAAGCUCACAUUCACAGCAUCAAUGGAAGUAAUACCUGGAAAAAGGAGAAACAGUUUUAUAUAUGUAUAUGAGGGAUAUAAAUAUAAUAUUGAUAAAAGAUAUACUCAUGUAUAUCGCUGUGCAAGAAGACGCAGUCAUUUAUGUAGAGGCGUAUUAAUGGUACAAAAUGAAAAAUUUACUUUAGGAAAUACGCAUAAUCAUCCAAGUGAACCUCAUGUUAUAGAUAUUUUCAAAUUAAAAAGAGAAAUGAUUCAAAUGUCUAAACAUACCACUGCAACAUCCAAAGAAAUAUAUAAUACAAUUUCUCAAAAGAAUCAAAGUGCAGCAGCAAAUAUUUCGUAUAAUGCAAUGAAAACUCUGUUGUCAAGAGAAAAAAUUAAAAUGCGACCUCCAGUACCUUCAAGUGUUUGUGAUUUAAAUGAUUUACUUAAAGAAUAUGAAUUUACAAAAUCUGUUUAUAAAAGCUGCAUUAUAUCUGAAGACAACAAAUAUUCAUAUAUUUUCACUACUGAUAAACUUUUAAAAUUAUUAGAGAAGAGUUCUGAAAUUUAUGUAAAUGGAACAUUUUCCGCUAUACCCAGAAUGCCAAAAUUUGCCAAAUUAUUUUCAGUACAUGUGCGAUACAUGGAGAAGGGUGUUGUAGUAUUACUUAUUCUAUGCGAAGCGAAAACAGAAUUUGUUUACAAUUCGAUAUGGAAAGAAAUAGUUAAAUUGGUACCUAAGUUACAAAACAAUUUACAUUAUAUAAUAAUGGAUUAUGAAAAAGUAUUAAUGAAUACUCUUCAUAAACAAUUUCCUCAGGCAUCUCUAUAUGGCUAUUGGUUCCAUUAUUGCCAAACAGUUUUGAAAAAAUGGAUACAGUUAGGACUUACUAUACCGCAUAAGGUAGUGUCCAUAGCAAUGGCGUUAGCAUUAGCACCACCAGAAAUGUUUUCACAAGGUUUAAAUCUUAUGCAAAUAAUUACGAAUAAAGAAUGUUAUUUUUAUCCUAAUAUGAUACUUUUUAUGGCAUAUAUGAAAAGUACAUGGCUUUCAAUAUUAGAAAAAGUUUGCGUAUAUCGCUGCCCAAAGGCAGCGGAUAGGACCACUAACUUUGUAGAAUCGUUUCAUAAUAUCAUGAUACAUAAAAUCCAAACGGUUCAUCCAAAUUUAUGGUUAUUUUUAAAUAAUGUUUCUAAACUAAUUAUGAAUCAAGAAAUCAAUUAUGAUCGUUUAAUAAACGGUCAACAAAUGACAAACAUCCGUUUUCCAUCCAGUAUGUUUAGAAAUAUAAAAAUACGAGACGCACAAAAUUAUUUAUCUUCUGGUCUUUUUUCUUUAGAACAAUUUCUGCAAGUUUUUGAUAAUGAAAUGAGUUAUCAGCAACAUCAUAUGUCAUCAUUAAUUGAUCUCAGUGUUGAAGACGAGGAAAUAUAUGCUGAUUUACUUACAGAAGAAGUUGUUAAUUCAGUUUCAACUUCUGAAUUCCAUAUAAAAAAAAAAGUCAGAGACGAAGGGGUGAAGACGAACGAGAAAAUUUCAAGGUUCAAGCUAGGAAAAAAAAAGUUCAGGGAAAUACUCACGAUAACGCAGUUGAAGAUAUGGAAAAAAAAGUUGAGGAAAAUAUUUACGCUAAUGAAGUUGAAGCUAGGGAAAAAGAAAUCGAGAUACAUACUUAAAAUAAUAAAGAACAUAUUCACAAAGUGUCUGAAGAUGAUUAUGGAUACUGGCUUAUUAAAAAGAGUACAGAAAAAGAAAAUGCUCCAUUUUUUUCUGUAAAAAAUAUAAAAUGGAUUACAGGUAAAAACAGAUACAUAAUGAAAGAAAAUGUACCAUAUGUUUAAAUGAAAAAUUAACAUAAUCUUCGUAUCACGUGGACAUGUUGCUUCAAAAUUACGUACAGAAGUUAAAAUACGAGAAAUGUCCUAUUUGCAGCAACAAUUAUCAUCGGUAUUAUCAACGACAAAUAAUACCAUAAAUCAGAUAAAGGUUUCAAUUUAUGAAUAUCCCUAUCUAUGUAUUAUGAUUUUGAGAGUGAAUUUAUUAAGAGCUUUUCAGCUAUAAAUGACACUGUCAGACACAAGAGCGCGAUGUAAAGUUGUUCAUUGUUUAAACUGCGCAAUUUUUUAUCUCUCCUAAAUAGUUAAUAGUCAUGACAUACAAGUCACCAAAACUCCACAGAAUUGGUACCUGGGACCAAUAAGAGACCAGGUCAUGUAAUCAGUUUGCAACUCUCUUUCCAUUCUCUAGUGUAGAACUCAUGAUGGAUAAAAGUCAUUAUACAUUAUGCUUACUCAACACUUAUCACGACAGCAAAUCAGAAGCAUCAGUGACUCUAUGUUUAGCAAUAAAAAUCGAUCAGAUAUUUUAAGAUAUUAAGGAUGAUGUUCCAUGAUAGUCGGCAUUUCAAAAAACAGAAUCUUAAAAGAAUAAACUGGAUAUAAUAUAUAUCUGAAAUAAAAAAUAAAAAAUCGACGAAAGUAAAUUUUAUCUCCAAUUUACUAAUCAACGCUCACAAUCAGUCUGCAUGAGGAUCUGGACUAAUACAACCAGAGGGAGAGUGCUUUCCAGUAAGGACACAGUUUAGAAUUGAUAGACUACGGUUUCUUUUUAUUAUUUCACAGAAUAAAACAUGUUUCUUCUUAAA